Messenger RNA from Chlorella variabilis, 1101 nucleotides. RefSeq lists its product as hypothetical. The record is from RefSeq and is a predicted model, not a curated record. The coding region runs from base 1 to 1101 and encodes 366 amino acids. The transcript has 10 exons. NCBI's taxonomy places the organism in Eukaryota, Viridiplantae, Chlorophyta, Trebouxiophyceae, Chlorellales, Chlorellaceae.
AUGUCGUCCAAGGCAGGCGGCGCGAGAGUGGCACUGGUGACUGGCGCGUCGGGCAUCACCGGCAGGCAUUGCGUCCAUGCUUGCCUGAAACGCAACGAGGAGUGGCGUGUGAUCACGCUGGCACGGCGCGACCUGCAGCUGGGCGGCGAGGGCGCGACAGACCAGGUGCAGCAGGUGAAGGCCGACCUGCUGGACAAGGGGGCCGUGGAGGCGGCGCUGCGGCAGGCGGGUGCAGAGAGCGUGACGCACGUUUUCCACUGCGCAUACCUCAUGAAGAAGGCGCCAAAGGAAGAGUGCGAGGUCAAUCUAUCCAUGCUGAAGAAUGUGGUGGAGGCCGCAGAGGCGGCUGGCGCACACCUGCAGCACGUCUUCUGCAUGGAGGGCGGCAAGUGGUACGGCCAGCACUUGAGCACGCCACUCAAGACGCCGCAUCGGGAGGAUGAUCCUCCCAUCAUGCCUCCCAUGUUUUACUUUGACCUACAGGCAUUGUACCUGGAGCAGCGGGUGGAGCAAGGCGCACCCUGGACCUGGUCUGCGCUGCGCCCCAACCCGGUGUGCGGGUUCAGCACCGGCUCCUUCAUGAACCUCUCCACCUCGCUGGCCAUGUACGCCAGCAUCUGCAAGGAGAUGGGCCUGCCGUUGAGGUUUCCGGGCACCGUGGAUGCCUGGGACUCGCUCGUUGAUGUGACCGAUGCGGAUCUGCUGGCGGAGGGCAUGCUGCACUGCGCCACCACCCCUGCCUGUGCCAACCAGGCUUUCAACAUCUGCAACGGGGACUGCUUUCGCUGGAAGGAUAUGUGGCCGCGGUUUGCAGAGUUCUUCGAGAUGGGCACUGCGCCCCCAGUCCACACCCCUCUGCAGGUGAUGGCGGACAAGGGCGAGGUGUGGGCCGCGCUGGUCAAGAAGCACGGGCUGCAGGACACGCCGUACAACCAGCUGGCGACCUGGCAGUUUGUCGACUUCGUGUUCACCUAUCCUGCCUCCUGGUUCUCUACUGUGAACAAGCUGAGGCGCACCGGCUUCCACGCCAUGUGCAUCGACAGCGACGCCAUGUUUGCCUCGCUCUUCCAGCGCCUGCGCGAGGAGAAAGUCAUCCCGUAA